Molecule: messenger RNA, 2465 nt
Organism: Thunnus maccoyii (southern bluefin tuna)
Lineage: Eukaryota; Metazoa; Chordata; Actinopteri; Scombriformes; Scombridae
Gene: syngr3a
Product: synaptogyrin 3a
Exons: 4
Coding region: 220-912 (230 amino acids)
Cellular component (GO): synaptic vesicle membrane; neuromuscular junction
Source: RefSeq, a predicted model, not a curated record
ACAUGGCGCGAGCACGUCGCAUCGUCAGGUACGUUCCCCACUCUGCGUGUCCGCGUCUGUGACCGCGCGCCACCGGGUGCGCGCAGGACCCGUCCCUACAGCAGAGCAGCAGCGCAUCCAUCCUGCCGUGGAGCCGGGAGCGUGGAGCCGCGAGGAGCGCACAGAGAGAGAGAGCGAGCGAGCGAGAGAGAGAGAGAGAUAGAGAGAGAGAAGAAGAAGAUGGACGGAGUGGGAUCGUUCGGAGCGGGCCGGACCGGGUCUACCUUCGACCCGAUUGCUUUCGCCAAACAACCGCAGACCAUCCUCAGAGUGCUGUCCUGGAUUUUUUCCCUGGUGGUCUUCGCCUCCAUUGUGAAUGAGGGUUAUGUGAACAUGGGUAGCGAGCGUCUGCACUGUGUUUUCAACAAGAAUGCGGAUGCGUGCAACUAUGGUGUGUUCGUGGGCCUGGUGGGCCUGUUGGCGUGCUCCUUCUUCUUCUUGCUCGACUACAAGUUUUCCUCCAUCAGCUCUGUCAAAGACAGGAAGAAGGCUGUCAUGCUUGAGAUCGGCUUCUCAGGUUUCUGGGCCUUCCUGUACUUUGUAAGUUUCUGCUUUCUGGCCAAUCAGUGGUCUCGGACCACGGAGGACGAGCUGCCGCUCAACCAGGGGGCAGAUGCAGCCCGGGCUGCAAUCGCCUUCUCUUUCUUCUCCAUAAUCACCUGGGCUGGCCUUACAGUGCGUGCAGUCCAGAAGUAUAUGCUUGGUACAGACAUGACCCUGUUCACCACGGAGCACAUGGACGGCGGCGCGCCCACCCAGCCGUACCCCUCCAAUUCACCAGGAGGCGGCACCACUGAGACCACAGAGACCUACCAGAGCCCACCCUUUACUGAGAACAACGCAGCCCCCACAUACCAGGUUCCCAUUUACUAGAUAAGACAGACCUGAUGGAAGAAGAAGAAGGUGGAGAGAAGAGGGGAAGAGAGGAAAGUUCAAGAAAUUUGCUUUCUGUGAUGUUACACGUGCAGUUGUUUUGAUCUGGGCUGAGUUUUUCAAUCAUGUAAAAGAAAAAGGCCUCUGCUUCUUUGAUUCCUCCUCUUGUUCGCUUUCUGUCCUUAACAUUCCAGCUUUAUCUGUGCUUUUCUAGACCUGUGUGCUUGAACUACUUUAGCAGAUCCAGUGUCCUCAGAUCAGAGCAGAUGAGAGAAAAAAGAAAACAAGAGAGGGAAUUAUAGAAGAGGAGGCCACUUUGCAGUAUUCAAACACACACAAAAAAAGAGAUGAAGGGAUCAACAAGUGAGGUACUCCACCACAAAGCGGUGUUAGAUUACUAAAUAUAGUGCGUACAGCACCUUCAUCUUAUUCUUUUCAUUCAUUAAACACCUUAAGUGUCAAAAUAUUCCCUCUCAUGCCAAACAGUUAACAGGGAAUGUUUUUGCUCCAGUGCGGUUCGGUUGUUCAUCCCUCUUCCCCUGCUGCAGUUAAAAGUGAUCAUGUGUAUUGAAUCUGCAUGUUUUUCAAACUUAGAGAUCAACUAAGUGCCAUACUGUACUGUGUGUCUCAGACAGUGACUUAAUUUAGUAGAUUUACACAUGCUGUAAAAAAAAAAAAAAAAAAGACGACAAUGUUUUGUGACCAAGUGCAAUAUCUCACAUUCUUAUGUAGGUAGGUAUAAACUGUACUGUAAGUAGGCAUAGUUAGCGUCAGAUUAGACCAAUUGUAGGCACUGUCUCAAAUUACAUGUUAGUCUUUGAACUGUACUAACAAAUCUCAGGCAAAUUUGAUACGUUUAAAUUGUUGAUCUGACUUCGAUUGAGCUGCCCUGGUAAAGUUUUCGGCAGAUCUGGAGAAAGCUUUUCAUCCACAGAAGCUAAUUUGAAUUAAAAUAGUAUUGAUCAAGAUGCUUUUAUAUCAUCUUUUCCGAGUAUUUAAGGUCUUCCUGGAUGUAGUGGAGUCAUUAUCUUAACACGGUUUAAAGGAAAUCAUCACCACAAUGCAAAAUUUUCCUUGAGUGCAUUGCAAUAGCUGAGUGAUUUUGGUUCCUUCAUGAGCAAGAGUUGAUCACAUUUAAGAUUCACUCAGUGUUCAGUCUGUGUCAUAUUUCUGUGCCAGGGAAUGUAUGUAAUGGGUUAUUUGAGACAGUGUCCUAUGUUGAGUGUUGUCUGUUUAAAGGGUGAGUGGGGGAGAUUUGGGGUAAACCAGGUCUGUUUAUGUUUACGUUUUAGAAGCUGCCAAACUGCCCUGUGUUCUUAUUGCUGUCUUCUGAUUACCACGUUACUACUAUGUUGUUAAUGUAGGAUUUUAUGUGAUCACAAAGCAGUGGGGAGGGGGGGCAACAGAUGAGCUUUUGUUCAGUGAGGGAGGGCAGGUUUCUGGAGGAUUCAGGUCAGUCUCAGGCAAAAGAAAAAUCUGUUUGUGGUAAAGAAGGAACAAGGAUGUCAAGGAUUGCUAGCUGGCUAAUUUAUUGAUCAGUUCAGCUUUUGAGG